AAAAACACGUCCUCUCUCUCUCUCUGGGCCGCACGGUCGCAACAACUACCCCCGCACUCGGUCUCGGCAGGGGCCUCUCUCUCUCUCUCUCUCUCUGUGUCUUGCCGCGACGGAGACGAAGGAAGUGGCGUCAUUGGAGAGGGAUCCGCCAUGGACGCCCUGACGGAGCUCUGCGACCUUGUGUCGCAGAAUCCCGAAGCUUUCGGGGACAAGAUCGCCUGGAUCUGCAGUCGCUGUCCGACGACGCUCUCUACCUCGGGGGAUGGCGGUCCUCCGACUCGGGUUACCCGCUCUCAGCUCAAUGCCGUGCUUGCCGUCGCCAGCUUCCUCUCCAAGUGUCCCGCGUACGCUGACCAUCGCCCUCGAACGGCGGUCCUCGACUUUCUGCGUUCCAUUCCGGCGUCUUUCCACGAAGCGUUCUGGCCGCCUGGGUUCGGCGCGGACGCCGUGGAGGUGUUCUUCUCGGACCUCCUCGGGCGGGUUACCAAGGCUACCGAUGUGUCCCCGGCGCUGGCUGCGGAGGUGACGAGUUUCUUCGGUGGGAUCGUCGUCAACUCGGUUCGCUUCGGGGCGGAAACGCCGAUUGCUAGGGCGUUCCUGAUCGCGGUGUCGAAGACCUGCCCGCCCGUGACGGAGUCCGACGGGGAUGACCUCGUCAGUUGCCUCCUCGAGGGGUUUUCGCCCCAGGGAUCGCCGAGGGAGGUUGGAUCGAUGUCGUCCCCGUCGGAUUACGCGUCCUCCGUCGAAAAUUCGGGUUCUGCAGCAAGCACGCCGUCGAAGGGGAAGGAUAAGGAGGAAGCUUCCGAGGACGGGGCGAAGGGGUCGAGGUUGAAUGGGACCAGCAUUGCAGGGCGGAGUAGCCUGGAUCAACUGGCGGUGCCGUUCGGUUUCAACGACGGCGUGGCGGUGCUGAAGCAGCAGAUGAUUGCUUUCGAGGAGGAGACGGUCGAGGGUUUGGAGAAGCAGGAGAUGACGUUUCGGCUAUUUGGGCAUGUGCUUGAUCGGGUGCCUGUGAGGCUUUGUCAUCUGGAGCAGAUGAGAACCGUAGCUUCAAAACAGCUUAAAUCCUUACCGGUAUUCCUCAGGAUUCGGAAGCGGGAUUGGACUGACCAAGGUUCGACUCUGAAAGCCAGGAUCAACGGGAAGCUUGCCGUUUGCCAGGCAGCAGGCUGGGUGCUGGUCAAGAGUCUUCUUUCCCUAAACUCUGAAGGCAAGACCUCAAAAAUGCUUCUACGAGGAACGCUUGCGGUGCUCCUGGAUGCUGCCGACGCUUGUAUACUUUCUUCUUGGCGCAAAUUAAAGACUUGUGAGCAGCUCUUCAGUUCUUUGCUGAAUGGAGUCGCACAGGUGGCGGUUGCUCGGGGUGGGCAGGUUUUGCGAGUGUUGCUGCUUCGACUGAAGUCCCUCGUGCUGUCUGUUUGUACCCCGGCACCUUCUGCGGGUGAUGCUAAGGAUGGAACUCAGGAUGCAAUGUUCGAUAGUGUGACUAAAACAUGCUGCGAGAUUAUUGAAUUUGGUUGGAACAAAGAUAAGGCUCCUGUGGAGUCGUUCAUCCUGGCAUUGGCUGCAAGUAUACGUGAAAGAAACGAUUACGAGGAACAGGAUGAGAAGGACAAACAGGUUUUCUCUGGUGUGCAGCUAAAUGUCAUCCGCUUUCUAGCUAACUUGAGUGUUUCUGUUAAUAAAUGGGAAGUUGUAGAUAUGGUGCUUCCUCUAUUUAUUGAGAGUUUGCAAGAGGGUGAUGCUUCAGCUCCUAGUCUAUUGCGCUUACGAUUGUUAGAUGCAGUGUCACGGAUGGCAAGUUUAGGUUUUGAGAAGUCCUAUCGGGAGACAGUAGUGCUGAUGACUAGGAGCUAUCUAGAUAAACUUUCGGCUGUCAGUUCCCCUGAACCAUUAUCGCCUGAAGCUACUAAGGAACGAGAAGAGACACUCCCUGCAGGUUUUCUUCUGAUAGCUAGUGGGCUUACAAAUGCUAAGUUAAGGUCAGACUAUAGAAAGUGCCUGUUAGUUUUAUGCUCUGAUGUUGGACUAGCGGCGGAAUCAAAAAGUGGAAAGAGUGGAGGUGAUUUUUUGGGUCCCAUACUUCCAGCUGUUGCAGAAAUAUGUUCUGAUUUUGAUCCUACUCAAGAUGUUGAGCCUUCUUUGCUGAAAUUGUUUCGCAAUUUAUGGUUUUAUAUUGUAUUGUUUGGUUUGGCUCCUCCCAUCCAGAAGAAUCAAGUUCAAGCAAAGCCUGCAUCCACAUUGACUAGUUUAGCGAGCAUGAGUGCGCUUGCUCUUCAAGCUGUUGCAGGGCCUUACAUGUGGAAUGGCCAGUGGUCUAUGGCUGUUCAACGUAUUGCUCAAGGAACACCACCACUGGUUGUUAGUUCAGUGAAAUGGCUUGAAGAUGAGUUGGAACUUAAUGCACUUCAUAAUCCCGGUAGCCGUCGAGGCAGUGGCAAUGAGAAGGCUGCUGCUGCUCAGAGGGCUGCUUUAUGUGCAGCUCUUGGUGGUCGGGUUGAAGUGGCUGCAAUGGCUACAAUUUCAGGUGUCAAGGCAACAUACCUACUUGCAGUGGCUUUCUUAGAGAUGAUACGCUUUAGUUGCAAUGGUGGCAUCCUCAAUGGUAGCUCUGAGUCAGCAGAUUCUAGAAGUGCCUUCAGUUGCGUGUUUGAGUACCUUGAGACUCCAAAUUUGAAGCCAGCCGUGUUACAGUGUUUGACCGCCAUUGUCCAUGGAGCCUUUGAAACAGUGUGCAUGUGGCUGGAUGAAAGAGUUGCUGCAGCUGGUGGUGAAGCUGAUAGAAGGGAAGCCGUGCUUUGUGCUCAUGCUUGCUUUCUGAUAAAAAGCAUGACGUUGAGGGAGGAACAUGUCCGUGAUAUUUCUGUUGUUUUACUCACUCAGAUGAAAGACAGAUUUCCACAGAUACUAUGGAAUUCAUCAUGUGUUGAUUCACUGCUCUUUUCAGUGGAUAACAAUGUACCUCCCAGUCUUGUCAAUGAUCCAGCCUCUGUGGCAACAAUUCGUGCUGUUUACCAUCGAGUAGUGAGGGAAUGGAUUACAAAUGCUCUUUCAUAUGCCCCAUGCACAACGCAGGGUCUGCUGCAGCCUUUUAUUCAGGAGAAGUUUUGCAAGCUGAACGCCUGGCAAAGGACACUUAAUGCAAGUGACGUUGUGACUCUUCUUUCUGAAAUACGUCUUGGGAGUGGGAAAUCGGAUAGCUGGACUGGCAUCCGGACAGCAAAUAUUCCUGCAGUAAUUGCAGCAGCUGCAGCAGCUUCUGGGGCUAACUUGAAUGUGACAGAGGCAAUCAACCUUGAGGUGCUUUCUACAGGAAUAGCUAGUGCAAAUGUUAAGUGUAACUAUACUAGGGAAAUUAGUGGUAUGAGGAAUUUCUAUAGCAGCAUUGGUGGGUUUGGACAAAAUAUGGCACCAUCAAAUGGUUUCAGUCUGGAUCUCGCUUUCCAAGGCUUAAAAGCUAGCUUUUCUAAUGAGCAAGUGCAGCCCAAGAAUGAUUCGUUCAACGAGAUCCUUCUGACAAAGUAUGUGGGCCUCCUUCAACAAUUUGUUAGCAUUGCUGAGAAAGGUGUAACAUUGGACAAGGCAUCAUUCAGAGAGACUUGUUACAGGGCUACUGCUUUGCUUCUCUCAAGUCUUGAGACGGAUGUGAAACUGAACUCGGAAGGAUUUUCUCAGCUGUUGCGGCUUUUGUGUUGGUGUCCAUCUUAUAUUUUAACAACUGAUGCAAUGGAGACAGGAGUCUUUAUCUGGACAUGGCUGGUUUCAGCUGCACCUCAGUUGGGAUCUCUCCUUCUUGCUGAGCUUGUGGAUGCAUGGUUGUGGACAAUAGACACAAAAAGAGGGUUAUUUGCAUUUGGUAUGAACAAUGCUGGACCUGCUGCUAAAUUGAGGCCUCAGCUUUCACCAGGGGAGCCUGAACUUCAGCCUGAACGAGAUCCUGUUGAAGGAAUCACUGCUCAUAGAUUAUGGCUUGGUUUUCUUAUUGACAGAUUCGAGGUUAUCCGGCAUGAGAGUGUUGAGCAACUUCUUCUUCUUGGACGCAUGUUGCAAGGGACAAUGAAGUCACCAUCACAUUUCUCACAGCACCCUGCAGCGGUGGGCACAUUUUUUACUGCAAUGCUUCUUGGAUUUAAGUUCUGCUCAUGCCAAACUCAGAGCAAUCUUGAGAAUUGUAGAACAGGGCUUUGUUUGCUGGAGGAUCGUGUAUAUAGGGCAUCCUUGGGUUGGUUUGCUCAUGAGCCUGAAUGGUAUGAUACAAGUAAUAAAAGCUUUGCACAUGCUGAAGCCCAGUCUGUUCAUCUUUUCAUUCACCAUCUGAUGAAUGAAAGAGUUGAAUCAUCUCCAGUAGAUCAAUCCUCUAAAGUACGCAAUCGAGAAAGUGGAAGUUCGUUCGGUAAUAUGACAGAGCAAGCUCAUCCAGUCUGGGGCUCUGUGGAGAACCCUACUAUAGGGAGAGAAAAACGGAAACAGUUGCUUUUGAUGCUAUGCCAGAAUGAAGCUGAGAGGCUGGAUGUCUGGGCUCAACCGUUGAAAGAUAGCACUUCAAGCCGUUCCAAAAUCAGCUCUGAGAAGUGGAUAGAGUAUGUGAGGACUGCUUUUUCUGUAGAUCCGAGAAUUGCCCUUUCCUUGGCUGCUAGAUUUCCAUCAGUAUCAGCUCUGAAGAAUGAGCUAAUGCAGCUGGUGCAAUUGCAUAUACUGGAUCUUCGUACAAUACCUGAAGCUUUGCCGUUCUUUGUUACUCCUAAGGCCGUCGAUGAAAACUCGGCACUGUUGCAACAGCUGCCACAUUGGGCUCCUUGUUCUAUUACUCAAGCACUUGAGUUCCUUACUCCACCAUUUAAGGGCCACCCACGUGUCAUGGCUUAUGUGCUUAGAGUUUUAGAAUCCUAUCCUCCAGAAAGGGUCACAUUUUUCAUGCCACAAUUGGUCCAAGCUCUUCGCUAUGAUGAAGGGAAAUUAGUGGAAGGCUAUUUGGUGGGUGCUGCUAGACGAAGCCAUAUUUUCGCUCAUAUACUAAUAUGGCAUCUUCAGGGAGAAUCAUCUUUUCCAGAGACAGGAGGUGAUUCUGGCCCUGUGAAGAGCACCUUCCAAGCACUUCUGCCAAUUGUUCGGCAGCGAAUUAUUGAUAGUUUUACAACUGAGGCCCUUGACUUGUUCCGAAGAGAGUUUGACUUUUUUGACAAAGUGACAUCUAUUUCUGGUGUACUUUUUCCGCUUCCAAAAGAAGAGAGGAGAGCUGGAAUUCGUAGGGAACUUGAAAAGAUAGAGAUUGAAGGGGAAGACCUUUACCUUCCAACUGCUCCAAACAAACUUGUCAGAGGCAUUCAGCUUGACAGUGGGAUCCCCUUACAGUCUGCUGCUAAAGUUCCUAUAAUGAUUACAUUUAAUGUUAUUGACAGAGAUGGUAAUCCUGAUGACAUAAAGCCUCAGGCUUGCAUUUUCAAGGUCGGAGAUGAUUGUCGACAAGAUGUACUCGCACUUCAAGUGAUAGCUCUCCUUCGUGACAUUUUUGAAGCUGUUGGUCUCAACCUCUAUCUUUUCCCUUAUGGGGUUCUUCCUACUGGAUAUGAAAGAGGCAUAAUUGAGGUUGUGCCGAAUACACGAAGCAGAAAUCAGAUGGGUGAAAUUACUGAUGGGGGCUUAUAUGAGAUUUUCCAACAAGACUAUGGCCCUGUUGGAUCUCCGACAUUUGAAGCUGCUCGCUAUAACUUCAUUAUCAGCAGUGCUGGUUAUGCAGUUGCGAGCCUUUUACUGCAGCCAAAGGAUCGGCAUAACGGGAAUCUACUUUUUGACAAUGAGGGGAGGCUUGUUCAUAUUGAUUUUGGAUUUAUCCUAGAAACGUCACCUGGUGGUAACAUGAGAUUUGAAAGUGCCCACUUUAAGUUGAGCCAUGAGAUGACUCAGCUGCUUGAUCCAUCUGGAGUGAUGAAAAGUGACACCUGGAAUCAGUUCGUAAGCCUGUGUGUGAAAGGAUAUCUUGGCGCAAGGAGGCAUAUGGAUGGGAUUAUAAACACUGUACUGCUGAUGGUGGACAGUGGAUUGCCAUGCUUCAGUCGUGGUGAUCCAAUUGGAAAUCUUCGAAAGCGCUUCCACCCGGAGAUGAGUGAACGUGAGGCUGCGAAUUUUAUGAUCCGCACAUGCACCGAUGCUUACAACAAAUGGACCACUGCUGGUUAUGACCUAAUACAGUACUUACAGCAAGGCAUAGAGAAGUAGUCCACGUAUAUUCUACCCUAGGCAUAGAUCCAACAUUACACCAGAGGCACAUGUAUAUUUAACUUUGCCACGAGUUGUAUCCUAAUUUAUUUGUCUGGAACUUGGAGCUGCAGUUCUUCCGGUUCUUAUACUCCUGUAAAAGAAGGAAGAUUUGGGGGUUGGGGGAUGUCGGGUUCUGUUGUUUCUGUGGAGGGAGGCUGGGGGUUCCUUUUGAAUUCUAUUGGGUGUAAUAACUUCUGCAAUUCCGAUUCAGUUGUACAAAGAUGAAUUGUAGCUCCAGUUCAUGAUUCAUAGAAAUGUGAUCAUUUUUGC
Messenger RNA from Nymphaea colorata (pocket water lily), 6528 nucleotides. Its product is annotated as phosphatidylinositol 4-kinase alpha 1. The transcript has 26 exons. The coding region runs from base 151 to 6216 and encodes 2021 amino acids. Gene Ontology annotation, cellular component: plasma membrane; cytoplasm. Gene Ontology annotation, molecular function: 1-phosphatidylinositol 4-kinase activity. The record is from RefSeq and is a predicted model, not a curated record. Gene Ontology annotation, biological process: phosphatidylinositol-mediated signaling; phosphatidylinositol phosphate biosynthetic process. Lineage: Eukaryota; Viridiplantae; Streptophyta; Magnoliopsida; Nymphaeales; Nymphaeaceae.